This is a messenger RNA of Lycium ferocissimum, 1684 nucleotides long. RefSeq lists its product as uncharacterized. The record is from RefSeq and is a predicted model, not a curated record. The coding region runs from base 51 to 323 and encodes 90 amino acids. The transcript is spliced from 3 exons. NCBI's taxonomy places the organism in Eukaryota, Viridiplantae, Streptophyta, Magnoliopsida, Solanales, Solanaceae.
AAAGGUUUGGAAAUCAUUUUGCAAAGACUCAAAAUUCCAGGCUCAGUUGAAUGAUGGAGUUCUCAUCUUGGGAAUAUCUAAGUUUAUUACUCUUUCGUCCUCUUCUUGCUAUCCUCUUCGUUAUCUCCUUUCUUCUCUUAGGUUGGUACUUAGCUUGGAAAUUAGUGUUGGUUCAUGUCCCUUUGGUACAAGAAAUUUUUGGUUUAAAGAAGAAACCAGUCAAGCCGAAACCGGAAAAUCGACGGCGGUUGACUCAAUUUUACAACAACAUGGAUUCACAAUCUUCUGAUUCCCAGUGCUAUGCUGGUAACUUGAAAUCCUAAAGUAAACGAAAAUUCCAAGUUCAUGAUAGUACACCAACCUACCUCAUGUCCUUAUUCCCCAUUCCCAAGAAGGUGCUAGACAAGCUGGACAAGAUUUAGAGAAAUUUUCUGUGGGAAAGGAAUAACAGCACUCACAAAUUUCAUUUGGUAAAAUGGGACAAAGUAUUGCUCCCAAAGUGCAAUGGAGGCCUAGGAGUCAAAGAUUUGGCAGUUCAUAACAAAUCCUUACUCAUGAAAUGGCUUUGGAGGUUUGGCUCAGAUGAUGGAAGUCCUUGGAAGGAGGUGAGCAUAGCUAAACAUGGUAAAAAGGGCAACUGGAGCUCUAAUACUGUACUUUUACCUUAUGGAGUUGGGCCAAUGAAGUAUAUCAGUAAGCUGGGUCUUGAGUUUUCUCAUGGAAUCCACUUCAAACCUGGUGAUGGUGUUCAUAUACUUUUGGAAGGAUAGAUGGCUCAACAAUACAGCUCUCAUGGAGGAAUACCCCAGCCUUUCAACAUUGCCAGGGACAAGGUUUCCUCAAUUGCCCUAAACAGGAUCAACAACAGUUGGGAUGUGCUUUUCGGAAGGUUUGUACAGGAUUGGGAACUUGGGAGUUUGAUGGAAAUGUUAGAAAAGGUGGCAGCUCACAACGUUGAUGAAAGUGCACUAGACAAGUAGAGAUUGGGAAACAAAGGCACAUUCAGAAUGAAAGAAUGCUAUAGGCAACUAUGUUCUCAUAAUCAAUUGCCUGAUAUAUGGCCAUGGAAGCUAGUACGGAAGACUAAACCGCCUAUGAAGAUUAAAUUUUUCAGUUGGGUUAUACUAAAGAAUGCAUGUCUUACUCUGGAUAAUCUGAAUAGAAAAUGCUACCACUUGUACAACGUAUGUUAUUUCUGCAAAAAUGCUCAGGAGACAGUUAACCACCUCUUUCUGCAUUGCCCAUUAGGUUAUGACCUUUGGAACAUGAUCCUAUGUAUUUUUAAGUUAAGUUGGGAGAUGCCACAAAGUUUGAGAGAAGUCCACGUGUCUUUGAGUUUAUGGAUAGUUGAUAAGACCAGAAAGGUCUGGAAUAUGAUUCCUGCUGCAAUUUUUUGGUGUAUUUGGAAUGAGAGGAACAAGAGUUGUUUUGAUGAUUCCUCAACUCCCAUUCAAGCUCUUAAAGCCAAAUGCUUAGUUAAUUUUUUUUGCUGGACAAUGUUGUCCCUAGUAUCUAAUACUGAACAGUUUUUAGAUUUUAUUAGUAUCUAACUUUAGAAGGAAUCAAUGUAUAGGGGCCUGCAAUUCUCUUUUAUAUUUUUGCCUAUCUGUAAUUACACCCCUGUAAUUAUGCAUCUACUUGAUGCUUUUCUAAUGAAACAUCUUACUUCAUCAAAAAAAAAAAA